Molecule: messenger RNA, 1166 nt
Organism: Cyphomyrmex costatus
Lineage: Eukaryota; Metazoa; Arthropoda; Insecta; Hymenoptera; Formicidae
Exons: 4
Coding region: 1-1104 (367 amino acids)
Source: RefSeq, a predicted model, not a curated record
AUGACUAUCAUCAGCUGCACUGUUGUAUCCAAUACCGAGGCCUCGGACAAUUGCCUAGCGACUGCCGUGGUCACCGUGCAGGAAAGAACGGUGGAGAUCAAGAACCAGAAGGUCAUCACAAACAAGUGGCUGCAAAUCGAGGACUGGGCGGCUCUUUACAAGAUACUGGAGCGAGCGGUUCUGAGGAACGGCCGUCAGGAUGAUAGAUCGCAUCGCGAGAGUCGGGGUUGCGAGUGGAGAAAGUCUACCCGUCAGCUGGAAGUCACGUAUACUUUCGAAUUGCCAGAAAACACAAACGGCAUGCCGUCUUUGCCUACGAUCAAGGUGCACGUGUCACCAGCCCGGAAGAAACCGGUGAAGCGAGAACCAGGUGACGAGACCUCGAAAAGGAGUAAAGUGAAAACGAAGGACGGUACAGCGAAACGAACGAAAAAAGAAAAAUUUCCUAUUCAAACGCCGACAAAAACCGAUCGAUUGAAGAAGACACCGGAGAAGUCAGCACAGACUACCCCGAAGAAGACUAAGAUUCCGAGCGCUACCGCGAAGGAGCAGAAAGACUUAAAGAGGAAGAAGAGUUCGAUAUAUACACUCUUCGAAGAUCUGGAGAACGCGCCGUUGGAGGAAUAUAUUCCGGACGCACCGAAGACAAAGAAAUCAUGUUCAGACUUCAAAUAUGUGCCCAGUCGGAAGAGUGCACUGGAGAAUAUGCGAUUAACGUCGAACGAAUACACGCCGACUCUGUGUAAAGGCAAAAGCCUCGUCGUGGAAAACGUGAGCUAUGUGCCGAACUCCGUUAAGAAACUGGAGACGAAUUAUGAGAUUUACGAUCCGUGUGCCACCACAGUGAUACCAGACAGCGUUUUCAAGGAAUACGUGCCUAAUUCCAAGGGUCUCAAUCCGUCCAUAGAAGAAUAUGAACCUGACUUCAAAUCCUCGAGUAAACUGAUGAAGUUCGACGACAGUUACGUGCCCUCGAGAGUACGACGGAACGUAUCACAUGACUCGAAAAACACUUCGAACAAGCAAGAGAAGUCAAAGUUGCAGAAACUAGAGACUCGUCGAAAGAGGGCAGUAGACAAGAAAAAGAUGGACCUCUUCUCGUGAGGUACACAUGUAUGAAGUGCUCAAAGCGAUUAUAGAAAAUUUUGCAAGGAGAGAAAAUAAAU